Messenger RNA from Acanthoscelides obtectus, 957 nucleotides. Lineage: Eukaryota; Metazoa; Arthropoda; Insecta; Coleoptera; Chrysomelidae. The record is from the annotation of a GenBank genome assembly.
AUGUUUAGAGAGAUACCUAUUCUUGAAAGCAACCCAGAAAGAGGAAGAGAUAUUCAGCUGGUAAAAUCCUGCAUUCACAGUGUGGUAGUCCGAAACCAGAGCCAUGAGGAUAAAGCUCUUAGGGAUGAACUAGUAAUGGACGUCAGAGACCCCACUACUCGAGAGGCACCUAAUGUUCUUUUCUCAAUAUUUUCCGGCGAAGUGAGAAUGAUUGCUGUUUGUUUCCUUUUGGACAGAUUUUUUGGUAGUUUGGGCACUGGAUGUAUUUCACUUAGAACUUUGGAAGGCGUUUCUUUGUCUUUUACAUCAGAAGAUGGAAUGGCUUCUUCAGGCGUUUUAUCACAAAUGCCUACUUGUUGGGAUGCAUCAUUUUGUGGGUGCUUUUGCGGCGUAUUCACAGAUUCGUCAUCAUGUAGGGCGACUGGAGUGCUGUGGAGACCUGACGUUCCUGGCUGUGACAGAAUCUCAGUUGCUGGUGCAGUAUUUCCUGAAUUUAGAAGUAUACUAAUUGUAAGACAAUAUGGACAAGUAGCUUCCAAGCGAGGCAUACGAGGGCAGGGGGUCCCAAAACGUGCUGAAGAGCAAAAAGUGCCCCCCACAUCGGUAACACAAAUAUGUAUUAUACUCUCAAAACCGUUUGAAGAACAGGGAGAUGCAACCUUUCCUAGGAAAGGUACAAAUCAAGUUUAUGAGGCGACCGAAAUCUCACAGGCGCUCUUAGAUCUGCAAGAUCCUGCGCCUCCAUUUAUCACUACGUACGACAAUAAUUGUUGUGUCAUAAUUAUUAUGAAAAUAGCAGGGAUUAGAGCAGGAAAAAAUGCUCCGCAACUAGAAGAAGACACAGCUCGAUUUUGUUACUUUUGUCCUCGUAGAAAAAAUAGAAAAGUGAAAAAAGGGGCAAUACAUGCCAGCUGCCGAUUUGCCCCGCACACACAAUCAAUCGGUGGCUUUAUGUGA